CACGUGCCUUCAGGCUUGGCCGCAUCUCCCUGCGUGCAGCAGGCUCGGCCGCGGCGCUUCGCUUCCCUGGGAUCGCUGCGGCAGCCCCCAAGGAGAGACUAGGGUGGCGGGGGGCGCGGCGGCCAUCCGGCGUCGCUAGGUCUCCCCCCAGCCCUGGGCGACGCUGUGACCACUGAAGGCUGCUGGGAGCCGCGCCAGCGAGGACCCGACGCGCAGCGCUCACCUGGCGCAGCUUUCCGGGCCGGGGCCAGCUCUUCAGACCUCCAGCUGGCCAUGUGGUGAGUUCAGAGACCUGAUCAGGGAGUACCACAGCCAUCGGAGAACUCCUGUCUGUUCCGACCCGGUCCACACCAGCUCCAAGCCUGGAAAGAUGGUGUCACAGUCAACAGGCCCACGGGAUUCUCCUGCAGACCUCUGGGAAGGGAUCAGCCAUGACACUGACGGCUCACCCAACCUCCUGGACACUGACCACCCUCCUUGCCAAUUAGACAUCAGGCUUACAAGGCACAAAGCUGCCUGGAUUAACCCCCAGUGUGUGCAGCAACAACUGCCGGAUUUACCCCACCAGGUGUCAGCAGUGGAGACCAGUGGGAAGCAUUUUGUGGUGGAUGCUGCCUCUUCCUUGGGACCUUCACCAUCAUCUCUUGGGGAUCCCCUGGCAGAGACCCCAUUGUCUGAGGAUACUCUGGACUCCGUGGGCUCAGGUGAAAAGAAGAGCCACUUCUUCACCGCCAGAGAAGAGCUGCAGGCAUUCGCAGCACCUUCUCAGCAAGUGUCUCUGCUCAAAAGCCCUGCGACUUUGGCGUCUGCCCCAUUUCCUGAAAUCGAAAGUGCUGCUUUUGAGUCUUCCCACUUGACUGCUUCUGCUGAUGAAGGUGCUGUUCAAAUCAGGGGAGGAGCCAUUUCUUGGAAUUCCUUCUCACCAGAGCCAUUUGUGCUGCCUGCUGACAUAGAAAAGGAGAAUGCCCACUUUCAUGUUGCUGAUAUGAUUAUAUCAGCCAUGGAGAAAAUGAAGUGCAACAUCGUGAGUCAACAGCAGGCAGAGAGCUGGAGCAUAGAGGAAGCCAGCGAGUCCCUUGGGAAUGACCAAGUUGACUCUGAAGUGACCCUUUAUACCAACCCAAAGCAAGAAUCCGGGUCUUCCCCUUCCUCCGACAGUGGCUGUGAAGGUUGUGCGGUGUUCCAGGUCAGCUCGACUGUUGAAACGCCUUCUCACUAUAAUGUGGUGCAAGAGGCCUGCAGAUGCGACUCUGAUGGGUUCGUUAUUGUAGAAGUUGGAGAGUUUAAUGACAUCCGAGAAACCUGUAGCUGUUCCUACAGGUCCUCUAAGAGUGUUUCUUAUGAGACAGACUUCAAUUCUGCUGAGGUGUUAGCCAAAGAGUUGUACCGAGUAUUCCAGAAGUGCUGCAUGUUGUCAGCAGUUAAGUGUCAGCGGGCAGAUUCCCUGAAUGCAAGUGACUCAGUAGUUGUAAAUGAAGAAAAUGUUCGAAAAGACUUUGAAUCCAGUGUGGAUAUAGUACAGGACAUUAAAUUUAAGUCUAGGAUCAGAGGGACUGAAGACUGGGACCCCCCUAGUUUUCAAAUCAUACUUAAUCUUCAUCCACCACUGAAGAGGGAGCUGGUGAUAGUGGCCCAGAAUUUUUUCUGUGCUGGCUGUGGAACUCCAAUAGAGCCUAAGUUUGUGAAGAGGCUCCGGUACUGUGAAUACCUGGGGAAGUAUUUCUGUGACUGCUGCCACUCGUAUGCAGAGUCCUGCAUCCCUGCACGGAUCCUGAAGAUGUGGGACUUCAGGAAGUACCCUGUCAGCAAUUUCUCCAAACAGCUGCUGGAUAGCAUAUGGCACCGACCCAUUUUCAAUCUGCUGAGUGUCAGCCAGAACCUGUCUGCAAAAGUCAAGGAACUGGACAGGGUGAAGGACUUCCAGGAACAGCUUUUUCAUAUCAAGAAGCUGUUGAAGACUUGCAGGUUUGCUGCCAGUGCAUUAAAGGAGUUGGAGCAGGUUCCCAGACACUUGACUGAUGAGCUCCACCUGUUCUCCCUGGAGGACCUCCUCAGGACCAAGAGAGGGCUGCUGGCACCCUGGCUCAAGGACGUUCUGAAAGCAGCCCUUGCGCACGUGGCUGACUGUGAGCUCUGUCAGGGAAAGGGCUUCAUUUGCGAAUUUUGCCGGAGCACAUCUGUCAUCUUCCCUUUUCAGACGGCAACCUGUAGAAGAUGUUCAGUCCUCCAGGUGCCCUCGAUGUGCCAGGAUCACCACUCGGAGAAGACUCUUGGAAAGUUUGCCCUCUGCAGCAACAUGAUGACCCUGAGCAUUGCGAGCCAUCGUUCAACAUGCCUUAUGAGAAAAACGACUUGUGUCUAUUACUGUCACUUCGUUUUUGGUAUCAGGAAUUUUAAAUUUAAGGAAAAUGAUGGGCCAAAUUCACUUCACUAUGUACAUACAUGUACAUAUUUAAUGUUUUAAAAAUGCAGAAUUCUUGUUAUGAAGCAUAUUUUUGUUACUAGUAUGUGUUUACACAGUAAUAUAUUGGUGUGUUUACACGUGUGACAUUUUUGCUGCUGCUAGGAUUAUUUAAGAGUUUUUUUGGACAAUUCAUAAGUUGUAUUGUAAUAGUUGUCUUUAGUUACUCUCAGAGCCUCUUGUAUAAAUUGUAAGUGACCAGAUGAAUUCCUCGGUGCCUCUUCUUUAAAGCUUGUUUGGUGAAACUGGUACUUUCAAUGAACAAAAAUGCAACCCAAAAUCUGUUUGCUCAAGAUUUUUUUCCUUCAAGAAACAGACUCCUACCUAAAUGCCGUUGUGUAAUCCUGUCAGCCUUCCAUACCUAUUACAGGUUUUGCUUCCAAAGUGCAUGUGACUUAGCAUGCGCAUGAGGGUCCAGAGGUGCAAUUAGACGUGUUUGCCUCCAGGUGGCAGUGUUGCAAUGGCACACACACACACAGCCUGUUUGCCAUCUCUGUUCCACAUGAGUUCCUGCUAAGUCAAGGGAGACCUGGCAGUAAAACUUCAUCCCUGCUCUUUGGAACAUAGACACAAAAUCAAGCAUGGGUGUUUGAGGACUUGAGAAAACUGGGGGAAAAUACUCUUAAUGAACAAUGUGAUUCUAG
This is a messenger RNA of Sciurus carolinensis (gray squirrel), 3105 nucleotides long. It is a transcript of the gene Rubcnl, whose product is annotated as rubicon like autophagy enhancer. The record is from RefSeq and is a predicted model, not a curated record. The coding region runs from base 371 to 2464 and encodes 697 amino acids. Gene Ontology annotation, molecular function: phosphatidylinositol phosphate binding. The transcript is spliced from 14 exons. NCBI's taxonomy places the organism in Eukaryota, Metazoa, Chordata, Mammalia, Rodentia, Sciuridae. Gene Ontology annotation, cellular component: intracellular membrane-bounded organelle; autophagosome membrane. Gene Ontology annotation, biological process: autophagosome-lysosome fusion; autophagosome maturation; autophagosome-endosome fusion.